GUGUAAAUUCAUCUUCUAUUGAUAUUUAUUGAUUCUAACAUCCAUGAAUGCUUCAUAUCAACAAACUGCAAUUUGCGCAAUUGCCGGUAAAAAACUAAUACAUACACUACAUCACGUGCUAAUACGACAGAUUUACCAAGCUAACAAAGAACUGCGCAGCCGCCAUGUUAUACAACUCUGAAUCAUCGUACUUACCAAAUUUCAAUCACUUUUUCGAAGAUAUUAUACAUCCCAUCUAUCCAUAAAGGUUAUCAAUCCACAACGUGUAUAUUCCUAAGAUUUAAAAUCUUCAGUUAUUUCGGUAAAAUACUGCUAAAAUUACGAUAUUUCUCAAAUUCAAACGAAUUUUCUUCUCCAAUUUCAACAUUCAUCCACCUCGGCAAAUGGCUGCCUAGCAAAUGCUUCAUUGCGAUCUUACUGCGCAUGCGUCAGAAUAGGCUAUGUUGGCUAAAAGCAAAAGAUUUUAAUGUUUGGAUUUCUGCACACUCUAAUGCAUUUCUAAUAUUUGUGUAGUAAUUUAAAUCAUUUCUUUAAAUUCGAACAUGAAGGGAAAACUGAAUAAUAUCGUACCAUGUUUUCUAGAAAGCAGGAAAAAUUCGAAUUGCAUUUUAGAACUUGAAGAAUUUUUAUUGUCUGAGGAAGAAAGUAUUAUAACCGAUGCUAUUGAUGUUACUAAAGAGCUUUUUUCAAAUAUAUUUUCACAAGCUAUGUUACGUCAAGGAUUUAAUGCAGGUGAAGUUCAAGAAAAGUAUAGACUCUGGCUUUUUAAUAGAUAUGAGGACUAUGUUGGUCAUCUUCUGUCAUAUUUAUCACAUCCAAGCUCAAAAAUUCGGGAAUCAGCGCUAGACACACUCCUAACCUUUGUCAAAUUGGAAAAAGAAUAUCCUAUAAAAGUAGUUGAUAAUGGUAAAUAUUAUUUUCCUCGCAAUCUUUUUCAGAAGAUCAUCAAAGAGUUGCUGUCCUAUGAAAUUGAUCAGCAGAAAGUUAUUUUGAGAUUUCAAAAUUGUACUUCUUCUGAAGAUAAUAAGUUUUACCUGCUUAAAUGCAUGCAGUGUACCUUAGAAAGUUCUGAAAAGCUGACUGAUGUUUUUAUUGAAAAUACUUUUCAUCUUCUGCGUGGACUUGAAUAUCCUGAGGAAUUUUCUAAUUCAGGUGUUCAAGGUCAGUUUGGUAUUGACGAAAAAAAGUUUUCCAAAUUGUUUUCAUCUGUUUGGAGGAGGUUUUUGAAAUUUCAGCUCCCUCCAGUGCUCUUUCGAAAAGUUUUAAUGUGCUUAGAUGAAGGAGUACUUCCACAUUUACAAAAUCCAUGUGUCAUGACAGACUUUCUUACAAAUGCUUACAACAAAGGUGGUAUAACUAGUCUAUUAUCCUUGAAUGGAUUAUUUUUACUUAUGCAAAAGUAUAAUGUGGAAUAUCCAGAUUUUUACAAAAAAUUGUAUGCUUUAUUCAGUGAAAAAAUUGUAAAUGGAAAACUAAGUGCAAGGUUUUUUUACUUGUCAAAUCUGUUUUUAUCAUCUACACACUUACCAGCGUAUGUUGUGGCAUCUUUUGCAAAAAAAUUGAGCAGGAUUUCCUUAAUGUCAAGAACAGACACCCUUAUGAAAAUCGUGCCUUUUGUAUGCAACCUUCUCAUACGCCAUCCUACUCUCAAUGUGCUAAUCCACCGAAAUGAUCCCAAAAGUCUUUCAUGUGAUCCCUUCAAUUUUGAUGAAACAGAUCCAUCUGCAAGCAAAGCUAUUGAUAGUUCUCUCUGGGAGCUGAAAGCUUUGCAAAAUCAUCUGAAUCCUGUGGUUUCCAGUAAAGCUAAAGUGAUUAAUUCUAAUUUACCUAAAUUGGAAUAUGACAUAUCAGGAGUUCUUAAUGUCACAUUAAAUGAUGUCUAUCAAAAAGAAAGAAAACGCAAAUUUUCUGAAAUGCCUCUUGCAACAAAAAAGCCAUGUAUGGAAAAUGUUUGGAUUUUUGAUAAAUAAAAAUUAUUUUUUAAUGUAA
This is a messenger RNA of Uloborus diversus, 1989 nucleotides long. RefSeq names its product nucleolar complex protein 4 homolog. The record is from RefSeq and is a predicted model, not a curated record. The transcript is spliced from 14 exons. Gene Ontology annotation, biological process: ribosome biogenesis. Gene Ontology annotation, cellular component: nucleolus; Noc4p-Nop14p complex; small-subunit processome. NCBI's taxonomy places the organism in Eukaryota, Metazoa, Arthropoda, Arachnida, Araneae, Uloboridae. The coding region runs from base 543 to 1970 and encodes 475 amino acids.